Guyanagaster necrorhizus is the source of this 2674-nucleotide messenger RNA. RefSeq lists its product as uncharacterized. The coding region runs from base 1 to 2481 and encodes 826 amino acids. The transcript has 15 exons. The record is from RefSeq and is a predicted model, not a curated record. Gene Ontology annotation, molecular function: DNA-binding transcription factor activity, RNA polymerase II-specific; zinc ion binding; DNA binding. Gene Ontology annotation, biological process: DNA-templated transcription; regulation of DNA-templated transcription. Lineage: Eukaryota; Fungi; Basidiomycota; Agaricomycetes; Agaricales; Physalacriaceae.
AUGGCUUUUACUGAUGAUAUCGCUACCCAGCUUACGUCAGCGGUCGCGCCCAUUUUACAAGACCCUACGAUGACUCAGCUAUUUGCUCUGAGUGGCCGUCCGGCUUUCAGCACGUUGACUGACGUGCCUACCCUGCUGGAUGCUCCUUUCGACCAUCUCCACAAUCUAUGGGAACCGUCUCCGAAGGAAGGGGCCGCUAUCGUCGUAACGUCCAAGGACAGCCCUUCCUCGCAGUCGGUCAAUGGACCAUCGUACCCAGCAGAGACGCACCAGCCACAACCGCGAUUCCUUGCUUGUCUUCCAUGCAGAGUAAAGAAAGCGAAAUGCGACAACAUCCAGCCCGUGUGCGGCCGAUGCGCCAAAGCCAGUGUAGAAUGCGUCAGGCCGAGCGAGCGACGGCGAAAGCGCACUCGGAAAGAGAUGGAGGAGGCUGAAUGGGAGGAUCCGUCCCUCAAAUGGUCGCGGGGCGCAUAUAAUGACAGGAGCUUCGAGCAAUUACCGAUGCAACAUAGCAAUGUGGUUCAGCAAACACAGUAUGGACCUAUGCCCUUCACAUCGGCGCCUCCGAUGUUCUCUCAGCCCUGCCUUCCGCCAUCGGGGCAGCAGCACGGACAGGACUUCUCGCACCCAUUACUCCCGAAACAUAAACCGGACAUUUAUGGCUCUAUGUCGCCUCCGACCACUCCUCAAGUGCAUCCAGACGCAGGAAAGAUGGUAGAGGCCCUAAGCCGUCCAAUGGCAUACCUCGAAGGCGAUCUUGGAGAGAGCAAAACGCUCAAAGUUUGCUAUUUUCGCUUUUCUGGGUGUACGGCAAUACAUCCAGGAUUCAAUGAGAUUUUCAUCAAGCUCCAUAGCUCGGCAGCGGGGUCACACUCGAACUCGCCGGACCAUCUUUCUCCCGCGGAGCCUAUACUCGAAGACAUGUCCUCUUUAUCCCCAGAUGUCUCACUAAUUAAUACGUUUUUCUACUAUUUCUGGCAGCAUUGGCCUUUCCUUCGGAGAGAAAGAGUAGAGGAACGCAUCAAGAGUGGGACAAUGUCAACGUUCCUGCUGCAUGCAAUGAACGCGUUGGCCGUCCGAUUUGCGCCUCAUCCUACGCGUAAACCAUCCCAGUACAUCGAGGCUGCCUGGGGCCUAGUACCGCCACUUCUACGAUUACCGUCAACCGAUGUCGUGGGCGGCUUGAUAUUGCUCUCAUGGGCUGAGUUCGGCGAGAGCUCUGAGAGUGGUCUCUGGAACUUUUCGGGACUGGCCAUUAGAAUGGCCGUAGAUAUAGGACUUCAUAAGAUCAACAUUGGAUCACCGGAUGACGACGAUGUGUGCGACGAGAAGAUAUUGUUCUGGUGUCUUUUCGUAAUGGAUCGCGUCCUGUCGUUUGGAACUGGUCGCUCCGUAACGAUUAAUGAGAAUAUCAUUGAGAUCCCGCUGCCCACAGAGAGUGAUUUCAUCCCUCAUAGCUCCUCAGCGCCUCCGGUCCUAUCCCCGUUCGUCAGAAUUAUUAGGCUAUUCGCUCUGGCCGGACGGAUAGCUGACGUGAUGAACGGGAGUCGAGGGUGCCCUCGCACAUCCGUAUCAAACCCUGUCGUCCAUAGCCUCGAAAGCUUGCAGGAGUUGCAGGACCAACUGGUCGAGUUCCUUGGAACCUUGCCGCCAGGUCUGAGCUGGUCGGUUGACAAUUUUCGAGCACAAUCUGCUCAACACCAGGGUGGCAGCUUUCUCUUUUUACACCUUUGGGCGAAUGCUGUUCUGGCGCUGAUACAUCACCCCAAUUUGGGACAUAGCCCCAGCGGUCAAGAGACACCCAUCUCGUCCGGUGUUAAGCGGUCCACAAAGAUAUCUUUGGCAUCUUCACGACAGAUCGCCGAAUGUCUUGUUUUUGCGGAUGUACUUGAUGCGCCGUCCUACUGUGCCAACCCGUUCCUUCAUCAAUGCAUUUUUAUUGCUGGCGUCGCAUUCAUACACGAUGCACAGUCGGAAGAUCUAACGGUCGGUGUACACUCCGAGUUUCUUAACGGCUUAGCCAAGCAGAAUUUGUCUGCGCUGUUGAAAGCCUUGAAGAGGAUGGAGGUGUAUUGGAAUGGACUCGCAUAUGUCAUUAGUGUAUUGGAACAGCGGGCCAGCGGCGGUGGACGGUCAAAGGCUGAUUUUUUGAUCACAUCGGAUAAGGCUAAUAAUGUUUUUUCCCUCCCGGAUGCUGGUCUUCUGCGGAGAUUUACUCAUGUGAAGGACUUGUCGUCGCCCAGUAGCAAUAGUCCUCGAGACAACGCCGCUCUCAUUGAUGGUAUCCCACAAGUACAGCCAUUGGCACUACCCGGAUCGACCAGUUACGCCUUCGUUUAUUCUACAUAUUCUAAACGGACUGACCUCUAUGUAGGUUUGUCCUUCGAGUCCCUGCUUUCUUCGUACCAAGUUGAAAAGGUGACCGGUUCGGACACCGAACAUAAUUUCUCUGGUAUUUUUUCCGAGGGCUUUGAAUGGUAGAUCGGUAGAUUAUUUCUUUUUUUGGAGAUUAGACACGGAUUAGAUUCGGAUUUCUGUAUGUAUAUUCGCUUCCUAAUUUCAGGGUAAUCUUCUGUCGAUGAGUACCGUAGAUCUGGGUCGUCUUCCUCUGGUACAUCUGUUCUUCGUCUUGCCUGUUUUCCACCCCCCCAGCUCUGGGGCGCUAUUUCCAUAC